UUUUUAUUUGGCACGUUGAUCGGUGCUUGACACGGUGCUUGGAGCUGAAAAACGUGGAACGCAUGUUCGCAGCGGCUUGAAAACGGCGUCGUCUUGGUGCUACUAUUCUCCACUUCUUCGUCGCCAUCGUCGAUUAUAGCGCGCUCAUCUUCGCCGCAUUGACAUAUCUGACAUCGAGCAUCCCGCGGCGCGGUGUUGACUUAUAACAAUUAAUCCCAACGAUUCUCGGCAAUAGACAGAAAUUAUACAGCAUUUGUAUAAAAUGGGAACCGUAGAAUAUAAUUUACCACCGAACGGUGGUCUCAUGCCCCAAAUUCAAGCGUUGAUCGCCCCACCGAUUUCGGACGAGUCCAAAUGUGCGAAAAUGAAAAAGGAGAAAGAGGCUGAAAAACGACAUCCCUAUUUUAAGAGACCGGGCAGAGGUCACAAUAGAGACUCUUGCGAUGCUUGCAGAGACGGCGGAGAACUCAUAUGCUGCGACAAGUGUCCUGCUUCGUUUCACCUUCAGUGCCAUGACCCUCCACUGGAUCCAGCCGAGAUUCCCCAUGGCGAAUGGAUGUGCCACUCUUGUCGAUGCUCUGCAAAAAAACAGGAUAUCAAGGAAAAAUCUGGCCCUUCCACUGCUCGGAAAAGAAAAAAGAAAUCUGCGUUAGAAAUUUUAGCGCUCGCAGCUUCCCUUGUUAAUCCCAGAGAAUUUGAACUGCCGAGAGAAUUGCGACUGCCUAUAACCUUCCCAGGGACUGACAAGGUCGAAGCCAAUUCUGGAAAAAGAGGAAAACAGCCUGGAGCUGCUUGCAACAACGGCGAACGCCGUCCCAGUAAUCGUAAGGGGCAGUGCCUCGAGGGUGGACCGGUUGUUCCUUUACCGGCUCGUCUGUGUUUCGAGUGUGGCAAGAGUUGCAAAAGAGCGCCUCUCGUCGCAUGCGACUACUGCCCGCUGUAUUUUCAUCAAGACUGUCUGGACCCACCUCUAACCGCGUUCCCCAGCGGUCGAUGGAUGUGUCCGAAUCACCCGAAUCAUUUCAUCGACCAGAAUCUCCUGAAUUCGUGCAAGGCUACCGCGCGGCUAAAGCUUUGGGAUCAAUUUGCAACUCGACGGAUCGACCAACACGCCGUCAAACUCGAAUUCCUACGAAAAGCUUACGCCGUUAAUCCUCCCUUCAGAGUGAAGUACAGUACCAGCGGACGUCCGCGGGUCAAGGUACCUCACACCGUCAAGUAUCAUUACGCGAAUCCACCGGAUCUCGAUCUGUCAAACUCCUACAGAAUUGGAACGGUUAUACGACCCUUUUUCCGCUCAAAGUCGCCCACUGACAGAGACACCCUCGAGGACGUCGACGAAGUGAAGGAAACGAACGAAGCGAGCAACGAGGACGGCGACGAUCCUGAAUCCAAUUCGGACAAAUCUUUUCAUUACCUUAGAAACCGUGAAUAUAAUAGUUACGCCAUUAAAGAAGGUGUACAGUUGCUCGAACGGCCUGUUUUAGAAGCCCUCGCCCAACAGAGGCUCCAACAGAUAAUGAAUCCACUGGGCGAAGAAUACGAGCCCAUCGAUUGUGCUCACCAGGCUCGCGCUGCUCUUUUUCCCCUCAGUCGUAAACCCGGACCCCCAGCAUUUAUGGUACGAUCGACUCUGACCAUAGGCACUGGAUCCAACUGCGACGUACCUCUCUCAAAGUACGGCAAUUGUGACUGCACUUCCAGUAAGCAUGCAGUCAUCUUCUUCGACGAGACGACAAAACGUUACGAGUUGCUGAACUACAGCGAGCACGGUACGAUAGUCGACAAUGUUUUGUACUCGUGUGACUACGAGGGUUUGUCAGCGAAACGGCGUAAAGACGGGGACGAAUCCGCGGUCCCGGAGCACUGGAGAACAUCUUCGACUUUUAAGGCGAUUGCGAAAAGAGCGAACUCACCGGAACGCGGUUCGACGAAUGGCAAACGCGUUUUAUCCUGCAAAUGCAACGUCCUCGAGAAUGAAACGGACGAUCGAGUUUACACUCAAUCCGGUUGGGAGGGAAGCGCUAUCGUCGCUCACGGCUCCAUUCUCACCUUUGGCUGUCUAGUUUUCGUUUUCAGUGCGGUCGAUCCAUCCCCGAAACCGCACUGAAAGAGUCUUGUAAAUAUUGUACAGUAAAACGGCGGUUCCGGCCUCCUGUUUCAGUUUACCAAUUUCCGCUAAAUGUUUAAAAUUAAAGAAAGAAACGUAAACUAUGUGCGCAACCUCAGGACUUUUUGAACCUGGUAUACAAAUGCUCUAUUCUUCGUGUGAAACACCCAAUAAAAGUCGAGGUAUAAACACGUAAAA
Molecule: messenger RNA, 2308 nt
Organism: Venturia canescens
Lineage: Eukaryota; Metazoa; Arthropoda; Insecta; Hymenoptera; Ichneumonidae
Product: PHD finger protein 12
Exons: 5
Coding region: 263-2110 (615 amino acids)
Biological process (GO): negative regulation of transcription by RNA polymerase II
Cellular component (GO): Sin3-type complex; nucleus
Molecular function (GO): transcription corepressor activity; protein binding
Source: RefSeq, a predicted model, not a curated record